AUGGCCAGGCUCACAGCUCUGUGGAGCCUCUUUUUUGUCUCCAUAGCUAUAGCAGCACCACAAGGCUCUCAGCCAUCAGCAUCUGCAAGCUCAAUUAGCCCCAGCCCAUCGGGUGCAGAUGAAGCGGUAGUUCUGACUACAGAAGAGAGAGACGAGUUGUUUAAUCUUCAUGAAGAGCUUGUCAAUAUCCCCUCUAUCUCUGCCGAUGAAGUCGAAUGCGCCGAGUUUAUCACAGGCUAUUUGAAAGAGCUGGGAUACUACGUCGAGGAGGUACCAGAAGAGGAUACAGGGGCUUACAAUGUCUUUGCGUAUCCUCAGUCAUUGAAAGAUGAGGGUGCAUGGCCCGAGGUCUUGAUUACAAGCCAUAUCGACACUGUACCACCCUUUUACCCUUUUGAACGACGCGAAGAGAACGGUACAAUUUACCACUACGGCCGUGGCUCUGUCGACGCCAAAGGCCUCAUCGCGAGUAUGAUCGUUUCCGCGCACAAGUUCUUCGAGUCUCAGACCUCAACGCCUAGUCUCGGUAUGCUCUUCGUCGUCAGCGAAGAGACGGGUGGCGCAGGAAUGAGAGCGUUCGCCUCCUACGCAUCCAACACCACAUUCCGUGCCGGUAUCUUCGGCGAGCCUACCGAACUCAAGCUUGCGAGCGGACACAAGGGCUUCACAAGCCUGGCAUUGAGUGUCGAAGGAAAGUCGGCGCACUCUGCGUAUCCAUGGCUAGGCAUAAGCGCCAUCAACUAUUUGAGCGAGGCCGUCGUCACAUUGAAUAGUCUUGAGCCAGCCCUUCCUGAAAGCGAACUACUAGGCGCAACAACACUCAACACAGGCCUCAUACAAGGCGGUAUCGCUUCCAACGUCGUCCCCGACGCAGCCAAUGCAAGCAUAGCCAUUCGCAUAUCUCGCAGCGAGGAUGAUGCUGUCCAAAACGUCAAAGACAUGAUCGAGGGUAUGCUAUCCCCCAUUGUCACGCGUGCGAAAGCAGCAAAUGCAACUUUCAAUAUCAAAUGGGCCGAUGCAGCCAAUGCUGCAACCAUCUUGGACACGGAUAUCGAGGGUCUGGAAGCCGCGCCUGUGUUUUACGGAACAGAUAUUCCAAAUCUGCCACAGGUGGAGAAGAGGUAUUUGUUCGGUGCAGGAACGAUUCAAGUCGCGCAUACGGCGAAUGAAGGGUUGGAUCGUGAAGAGCUGGUCAAGGCCGCAGAGGCUUAUGGAAUGAUCUUGAGAGGCUUAUUUGAGGAGUAG
Molecule: messenger RNA, 1245 nt
Organism: Plenodomus lingam JN3
Lineage: Eukaryota; Fungi; Ascomycota; Dothideomycetes; Pleosporales; Leptosphaeriaceae
Molecular function (GO): hydrolase activity
Source: RefSeq, a predicted model, not a curated record